Clupea harengus (Atlantic herring) is the source of this 2039-nucleotide messenger RNA. RefSeq lists its product as uncharacterized. The record is from RefSeq and is a predicted model, not a curated record. Bases 78 to 1322 code for a protein of 414 amino acids. The transcript is spliced from 2 exons. NCBI's taxonomy places the organism in Eukaryota, Metazoa, Chordata, Actinopteri, Clupeiformes, Clupeidae.
AGGGAGGAGUUUCGCUAACGGUCAAUUGCAAACAAGUGCUCUCAAAGCCCGCGGUUUUUUGAUUCCCACUACAUACAAUGACUGAUUUCGUGAUGGAAGCAGACAUGGAAGCUACUCCCUCAACAAGCUACGGCGACGAAGACCAACACCCCUGGCCAUAUUUGCAAGACAUGUUUAAAUAUGUUGGAGUGAACGAUUCUUCUACUUCAUAUCGGAUGAAAUGCCUCCUAUGCCUACCUAAAGCUACAGAGAUAUUGGCCUUCAAGAACUCCCCAUCCAACCUCAGGAAACACAUUGAGAGAAAGCAUGUACACCAACUUAAAAAAUAUGGAGAGCUGACAUCAGCAAAGAGGAAAAGGACUACUGAGACUCCCUCCACCAGCAAGCAGACGACAUUAGUCAACACCUUGACUGUGUCUCAGAGGUCCAUUGACAAAGCUGUUGUGAAAUAUGUGGUCCAAGGGCUCCAGCCAUUUUGUGUUGUUGAACAAGAACCAUUUCGAGAUUUUGUGAAGGAACUGCAGCCUAAUGCAAAAAUGAUGACGAGGCUGACCCUGCGCUCAAUGAUUGAUGACGCCGCCAAGGGAAUGAAGAAGGCGGUGACUGAGGCCAUGAGGGGAGUUGACCAUAUCGCCACCACCACCGACUGCUGGUCUGUCAGAAGGCGGAGCUUCAUUGGUGUUACUGCCCAUUGGAUUGACCCUGACAGUCUUAAAAGAUGCUCAGCAGCCCUAGCCUGCAAGCAACUCAGGGGUUCGCACACUUUUGAUGUGUUGGCAAACGCCCUGAAUGACAUUCAUUCUGAGUUCGAAAUUCGUGAUAAAAUUCAGAGAACGACCACAGACAACGGCUCCAACUUCAUUAAAGCGUUCCAAGUUUUUGGUGAAGAUGAAAACAAUAAUGUAUCCCCACCAGAAGAGGAUCAAGAGGAUCAAGAGGAUCAAGAGGGGGGUGAAGAAGUGGAGUAUGUUGACGUGUCGGCUCUUCUAAAUGAAGAUGACGGUUUGGAAUUCCAGCUCCCAAAACACCAGCGCUGUGCUUGUCACCUACUCAACCUAAUAGCUACGGUUGAUGCCCAGAAAGCAACCUCCAAUGAGGCAUACAAGAAAGUGUACCGUUCAACAUUUGGCAAGUGUAAUGCACUUUGGAACAAGUGUGGAAGAUCCGCACUUGCAGCCGAAACUGUUGAAGAUGCUUGCUCCCUCCAACUGCUGCGCCCGAAUGCUACCAGGUGGAACUCCUUGUUCCUGGCAGUGGAAAGACUGUUGAGGAUCAUCAAAGACAAGGGAGGGGGGCCAUCAGAGUCAUCUGCACAGACCUAAAGGUUCCGAUGUAAGUAAGAAUUAUGUAUGUUUUAUUAUUUAAUCAUAAUUUAACCUUUUUGUUGAAUCUGAUGAAAUGGUUAUAUAGUGUUAUAAAACGGUGUUGUUGUUGUUUUUUUUCAUUACAGGUUCAAUCCAGCUGAACUCGCAUUUCUCAUAGAGUAUGCCACUGUCAUGAGCCCAGUCGCCCAGGCAACCAACAUCUUGCAGGAAGAGGCAAAUGCCCAGAUGGGGUGGCUACUUCCAACAGUCAACCUGCUGACCGCCAAACUUGACAGAGCCAAGUUGCCACUGAAGUACUGCAAGCCUUUGGUGGAUGCUCUACAGGUGGGAAUGAAGAAUCGUUUUGGCCACAUGUCAGUAGACCCUGAGUUGAUAGCAGCUGCGAUUCUUCUUCCGAAAUUCCGAACAACUUGGACCAAGGAUGAUGCCACAAUCAGAAUGGGUAAGACAGCAUGGGGACAGUGAAAAAUAAGUGUAUGGGUGUACAUUUUGACUCUUUAUAAUAUUGGCAAAUCCACAAAUCAAUUAUGGAUGCAUGGACAGUGCAUGAAACUAAAUGUAUGAACCUCAAAUUAAAGAAAACUAUUUAGUACAAAACCUUAGGUUGGGGUCAUGAAGUGUUAGAAAGUUGUAUUAAUCCUAUCAUUUAUAUUUUCACUCUCACUAUAUUUCAGGAAUGGACUACAUCAAGCAGCACAUGGAAGAACCCUCCCU